Zasmidium cellare ATCC 36951 is the source of this 573-nucleotide messenger RNA. RefSeq lists its product as uncharacterized. Bases 1 to 573 code for a protein of 190 amino acids. The transcript has 3 exons. The record is from RefSeq and is a predicted model, not a curated record. NCBI's taxonomy places the organism in Eukaryota, Fungi, Ascomycota, Dothideomycetes, Mycosphaerellales, Mycosphaerellaceae.
AUGUCAUCUCCAUCACUGUCAUCUCCAUCAGAUCCAGAGCUUUACUGGACGAAACCCACACCUCACUCCCCAAACUCUAAACUCCCAGUCCUCGUCUAUCGAAACGUCCUUCCCGGAGACCACAGCGUCGAAUCAACUUCGAAAGCCUUUGAAGAUAACCAAUGGAGUAAAGGAGGAGUCUUCAAGCAUGUCCCUAUAGCACAUUUCCACUCAAAUACACAUGAAUGCUACGCGGCGAUCCGUGGUUCAACGAAAUGGGUAUGUGUGAGGCGCCUCUACGGUGUCGGGCCGUUGGACGACCAAUCGGCCGGCAUCACCUUUGACAUGAAAGCCGGCGACAUCGCUGUUCAUGCUGCUGGUGUAACUCACAAGAAUCUGGAAAGUAGUGAUGAUUACGAAUACGUUGGACUAUACCCAAAGGACGCACCGCACUGGGACAACAACCUUUGCAAAGCCGACACGGAUGAGACGAGGUUGAAAGCGGAGGCUGCGAAGGAAGUUGCAAUUCCUGACCACGACCCUAUCUAUGGACUUGAUGGGCCAUUGCCCAGGAUCUGGAAGAGUGUUACGUAG